This is a messenger RNA of Rhinopithecus roxellana (golden snub-nosed monkey), 3173 nucleotides long. It is a transcript of the gene ARIH1, whose product is annotated as ariadne RBR E3 ubiquitin protein ligase 1. Gene Ontology annotation, molecular function: zinc ion binding; ubiquitin conjugating enzyme binding; ubiquitin protein ligase activity. Lineage: Eukaryota; Metazoa; Chordata; Mammalia; Primates; Cercopithecidae. The record is from RefSeq and is a predicted model, not a curated record. Gene Ontology annotation, cellular component: nucleus; ubiquitin ligase complex; cytoplasm. The transcript is spliced from 13 exons. Gene Ontology annotation, biological process: ubiquitin-dependent protein catabolic process; protein polyubiquitination; positive regulation of proteasomal ubiquitin-dependent protein catabolic process.
UAUGAUUCAUGUUUUGGGGCAUCCAGCGGCUAAAAUAGGGCAAGGGUUAUGUGGUCUUGGCCAGGUCCCUUUUCCUUUCCGAGCUUCAGGUUCCUCAGGUAUAAAAUGGGUACUAUGGCUCCAUGAAGAUGAAACAGAAUAUAUGUAAAGCCCUUACACAGUGCUCAAUUCAUGAAAAUCAUCGCUGUUUACAUUGUUUAGGGCCCUCAAGAGGCGCUCUAAUCAGCGGGGUUGAGGAAAUGCCUCUUUAAAAUGACGUCAUUAUAGGAGACUUAAAAACCACUGCAUGUCUGUACAAGUGAACAGAAUCACACAGCUACCUAAAGUGGGUUCGCCUGUCAUACAGCUUAGAGGUUCCACUUACAACAGGUUUCCAUCAGUAGCCAAAGCAACAGAAAUUUUAGAUUAACAGAUCACGGCUUCCGGGAUUACCGCAGGGCGGGCGGGAAGCGCCUUUCCGCCCGGGUGGGAAGGCCGCGUCCCCAUGGGACUGCCGGAGGGGGCUGGAUCCCUAUGGCCUGCGGCAAACACCACCACCUAGGCGGUUCGGGGUCCCUCUCUCGGUGACUGGUGACCAGGAGGCCGCAAUCUGUUCACAUAAAAGCUCUACGGGUUUCCGCUCGGCCCUCACAGCGGCAGCGGACAGAACCGAGAAGGCAAUUCCCGCUCGGGUCCUAGGCCCAGGUAGGCCGGGCCGUGGGGUCUCCCCGGGCUCCACGCAGGGGCGGCGGGGCGGGGCGCAGUGACGCAAAGAGGAGUGACGCGACGACGCAACGCGACGCAGUGACGCACGCCCCUUUGUUGGCUCAGUAGCGAUAGCAGCGGCCGUGGAGGUGGCGCUGGGGACUGUUUUCUCUCGGAGGCCGGAGAGGAGCCGCGUCUGACUGAGGCGGGCAGCAAGCGGCCCCCUCUCUCCCUCCCUCCCUCCUCCGCGCCCUCCCCGCCGCCACCAGCCGUCAAACGCCAACCGCCGCUCCUGGGGAGGAGCCGCGGCCCGCGGGGCCGGAGCCAGGCCUGCGUCCGGACAUCAGCCGGAGCCGGAGCGAGAGCCGGGGCCUCGGCGUCCCCGCCCUCUCCCCGCCUCGGCCAGCGUCCGCCGGGCCCCCGCGCGUCGCGCCAUGGACUCGGACGAGGGCUACAACUACGAGUUCGACGAGGACGAGGAGUGCAGUGAGGAGGACAGCGGCGCCGAGGAGGAGGAGGACGAAGACGACGACGAGCCGGACGAUGAUACCCUGGAUCUGGGCGAGGUGGAGCUGGUGGAGCCCGGCCUGGGCGUCGGCGGGGAGCGGGACGGACUGCUGUGCGGGGAGACGGGCGGUGGCGGCGGCAGCGCUCUGGGGCCCGGCGGUGGCGGCGGCGGCGGCGGCGGCGGCGGUGGUGGCGGGCCGGGGCACGAGCAGGAGGAGGAUUACCGCUACGAGGUGCUCACGGCCGAGCAGAUUCUACAACACAUGGUGGAAUGUAUCCGGGAGGUCAACGAGGUCAUCCAGAAUCCAGCAACUAUCACAAGAAUACUCCUUAGCCACUUCAAUUGGGAUAAAGAGAAGCUAAUGGAAAGGUACUUUGAUGGAAACCUGGAGAAGCUCUUUGCUGAGUGUCAUGUAAUUAAUCCAAGUAAAAAGUCUCGAACACGCCAGAUGAAUACAAGGUCAUCAGCACAGGAUAUGCCUUGUCAGAUCUGCUACUUGAACUACCCUAACUCGUAUUUCACUGGCCUUGAAUGUGGACAUAAGUUUUGUAUGCAAUGCUGGAGUGAAUAUUUAACUACCAAAAUAAUGGAAGAAGGCAUGGGUCAGACUAUUUCGUGUCCUGCUCAUGGUUGUGAUAUCUUAGUGGAUGACAACACAGUUAUGCGCCUGAUCACAGAUUCAAAAGUUAAAUUAAAGUAUCAGCAUUUAAUAACAAAUAGCUUUGUAGAGUGCAAUCGACUGUUAAAGUGGUGUCCUGCCCCAGAUUGCCACCAUGUUGUUAAAGUCCAAUAUCCUGAUGCUAAACCUGUUCGCUGCAAAUGUGGGCGCCAAUUUUGCUUUAACUGUGGAGAAAAUUGGCAUGAUCCUGUUAAAUGUAAGUGGUUAAAGAAAUGGAUUAAAAAGUGCGACGAUGACAGUGAAACCUCCAAUUGGAUUGCAGCCAACACAAAGGAAUGUCCCAAAUGCCAUGUCACAAUUGAGAAGGAUGGUGGUUGUAAUCACAUGGUCUGUCGUAACCAGAAUUGUAAAGCAGAGUUUUGCUGGGUGUGUCUUGGCCCGUGGGAACCACAUGGAUCUGCCUGGUACAACUGUAACCGCUAUAAUGAGGAUGAUGCAAAGGCAGCAAGAGAUGCACAGGAGCGAUCUAGGGCAGCCCUGCAGAGGUACCUGUUCUAGUGUAAUCGCUAUAUGAACCACAUGCAGAGUCUGCGCUUUGAGCACAAACUAUAUGCUCAGGUGAAACAGAAAAUGGAGGAGAUGCAACAGCACAACAUGUCCUGGAUUGAGGUGCAGUUCCUGAAGAAAGCAGUUGAUGUCCUCUGCCAGUGUCGUGCCACACUCAUGUACACUUAUGUCUUCGCUUUCUACCUCAAAAAGAAUAACCAGUCCAUUAUCUUUGAGAAUAACCAAGCAGAUCUAGAGAAUGCCACAGAGGUGCUCUCGGGCUACCUUGAACGAGAUAUUUCCCAAGAUUCUCUGCAGGAUAUAAAGCAGAAAGUACAAGACAAGUACAGGUAAUUUUUUUUUAAGCUGUUGAAUAAAACUUUCUGCCAGUGAUGGUCUAGUGUGCCUUAGUGGUCAAGUUCAGUGAUAGUGAAACUAGGCUUAGCAUAUCCACCAACUGAGCUGCUGCCAUGUUUCUCACAAAUUGCUUCUGUCCGUUGGGCACUAAAUUGCAGGUAGUAGUACUGGUGAAGCAUACAUAGAGGAGGAAUUCAACCACUUAUUCUACUGGCUAAUUCUGCUUCUGUUCAAUUAUUUAGUUGCUACCUUGCAAGGAAGAAAGAACCCAGAAAGGCCAAGUGGCUUUUAGGAUGAGAGUGAGAAUUGGAUGUUGGUCUUAGCCUGGAAUCCUAUGUAUGGGUCAUGGCUAUUCACAAAUGAGCUAUGGGAACUUACUUUUUAGAGUUUUUAUUAGAUUUUUUGUGUGUAUAUAUAUAUAUCUAAGGAGAUACUUGUCCUAGGAGUUGAUUUUUCAAG